AUGUCCAAUAUUUACUCAAAAUUAUAGAAGCUAAGUAAAUUGAUUUUUCAAUAACUUUCAAAAUCUAAAAAACUAUAGAAGAUCUAUAAUUUUGAUAAUCUAAUCAGACAUGAAAAAGGAGGAUCUCAAGAUAUUCUUGAUACAGAUGAUUUAUUACAAAAACUUAAUGAUCUUGUAAAUCUUUGUAUGAAAUUAAUUACUUUUGAUUCAAAAUAUCUAUAGACUUAUUUAUAGAUUAAAGAAAUCUAAAUUCAAAUUUAUUUUUGUUCCUUACAAAAUGUCCAAAAAUAACAUUCAAAAUGCAAGAUUAAGAUUUGA
Messenger RNA from Paramecium pentaurelia, 318 nucleotides. The record is from the annotation of a GenBank genome assembly. Lineage: Eukaryota; Ciliophora; Oligohymenophorea; Peniculida; Parameciidae.